UAUUUUGCAAGGAUUUUUGGUUUGCCAUUUUCCUUAUUAUUUGGCCCCCCACUCCACUCCCCUACACGCCACGCCACCAACAGAGAGAGAGAGAGAGAGAGAGAGAGCGCUCCAGUAAUGGCAGCGAACAACUCGGGUGACUCUUCCCAACGGUUAUUAGGGAAAGUGGCAUUAGUUACUGGUGGUGCAACUGGCAUUGGAGAGAGCAUUGUACGCCUAUUCCAUAAGCAUGGUGCAAAAGUUUGUGUUGUUGACAUUCAAGAUGAUCCUGGCCAGCAUCUCUGUAAAACCCUUGGUGGUGAUCAGAAUACAUGCUUUUUCCACUGUGAUGUCACAGUAGAGGAUAAUGUUCUCCGUGCAGUUGACUUUGCAGUCGAUAAAUUUGGCACACUUGAUAUCAUGGUUAACAAUGCUGGGAUAGGUGGAGCCCCUUGUCCAGAUAUCCGCAAUGCAGACCUAUCUGAGUUUCAGAAGGUAUUUGAUGUGAAUGUGAAGGGGGUAUUUCUUGGAAUGAAGCAUGCAGCUCGUAUAAUGAUUCCAAGGAAGCAGGGCUCAAUUAUUUCCAUUUGUAGUGUUGCAAGUGCCAUUGGAGGAAUAGGUCCACAUGCAUACACAGGGUCCAAGCAUGCUGUUUUGGGACUCACCAAGAAUGUUGCAGCUGAGAUGGGGAAAUAUGGUAUACGUGUUAACUGUGUUUCUCCUUACGGAGUUGCAACAAGCUUGGCUUUGGCUCACUUGCCCGAGGAGGAGAGAACUGAGGAUGCAAAGGUAGGUUUCUGUAAUUUUGUUGGGAGGAAUGCUAACUUGCAGGGGGUGGAACUGACGGCCGAUGAUGUGGCGAACGCUGUGCUUUUCUUAGCCAGCGAGGAAGCAAGGUAUAUGAGUGGGGCUAAUCUGAUGGUUGAUGGGGGUUUCACCUGUACAAAUCACUCACUUCGUGUCUUCCGCUAAAUAACAAUGUUCUUUGUGGGUGCUUUCAUGGGGCAGGUUAAUGGUAGUGUUAUUGGCUGCGGUUAUUCUAAAAGACUUUUUUUCUUUUCUUUUUUGUUCUUGUUAUAUAGUCUGCUAACUUUGUAGGCUUGCAAUGAGUGUGCUAAGUUAUUGGAGACCGUUUCAAUAUUCCUGUGUCUUGUAUUUGUAAUGAUAGAUGAUGGUAAAAGUAUUCUGAUUUUGAAUAUUCAGUAUCAGUUGUAAACUAUAGAUGAUCGUAACUUGGUGA
Camellia sinensis is the source of this 1219-nucleotide messenger RNA. It is a transcript of the gene ABA2, whose product is annotated as NAD(P)-binding Rossmann-fold superfamily protein. Gene Ontology annotation, cellular component: cytosol. Lineage: Eukaryota; Viridiplantae; Streptophyta; Magnoliopsida; Ericales; Theaceae. Gene Ontology annotation, molecular function: xanthoxin dehydrogenase (NAD+) activity. The record is from RefSeq and is a predicted model, not a curated record. Gene Ontology annotation, biological process: abscisic acid biosynthetic process.